Neospora caninum is the source of this 1473-nucleotide messenger RNA. RefSeq lists its product as hypothetical. The transcript has a single exon. The record is from RefSeq and is a predicted model, not a curated record. NCBI's taxonomy places the organism in Eukaryota, Apicomplexa, Conoidasida, Eucoccidiorida, Sarcocystidae. Bases 1 to 1473 code for a protein of 490 amino acids.
AUGCCGACACCCAUGUUUCAAAAAACGGCCAGGUUCUGGCGCUAUAUGACUUGCUUGGCUGUGAUGAGCUGCGCUGCUGCGGCUUUGGGUCUCCAAACUGGCCCAAAUCUCCACCGCAGGCUAGGCCGCUUUGAGCCUGGCAUGACUGGCUAUGUGCCCCAACGCAGGGGCACAUCAGUCAAGCAUUCUCCUACCGAGCAUUCUCCUACUGAGCUAUCUACUACCGGGCGGUCUACUGCCACACCACUUGUCAGCCCACAUGAAGGUCUCCUACAUCCAUACACGACUCUGGCUGGACAGGCGAGAUUCCCAUUCGGAAAUGCGGCCCGUCAACAUGCUUCCAACGUCCACAUCAGGACACGUACGCUUUCUGGCUCGGAGUUGCCCGAGAUUGGAGCUUUUGCACGGAUAAAGCAACAAGUACCAGAGUUAGACGACGAGGAACUCAAUCAAAGGACUGAGAGAUGGGUAGAAAAUACGGCUAAAAUGUUAGAAGAACCAAAGGGGGAGGAUUCAGGUGACGAACGGCCAUUUGAGGACAGUGAAGAGGUAAGUGAAUUAAACACAGUACUUAUGCGUCUUCGGCAGCGCCUUAGCGAAUCUAAAUCAGCACGCGCGAAGGUAGACAAUUGCCUCGAAAAGCUGCAACUAUUCCCAAAAGAAAUUGAUGCUGGAGAAGUCUGCCAAGGAGAACGGGACGAGGUCUUCGACCACUGCGUUAAGCAGGUAGAACGCUGGGUUGCAAACGGGAAACUCUCUUCUGUGUUCAACUACUACGAAGUACCUGCUGUCACAGGCUAUCUGCUUUUCGUCCCUCUGCCCAAUCCACCUUCCGACUUUCUGUUCUACGCCCGGUUACUGAGGAGAGUCGCCAACGGGCCUUGCCGCGAGUUUAAGAAUGAAGACGAAAUUGCAAAUGCUGUAGCAUCUCUCUUGUAUACUGUUCCAGCUGCAGUGGCAGAACUGUCUGCAGGGUAUCGGCAGUUCCAUCUGCCAAUGGCAGACAGUAUUACACGUCUGCUCACAUUGGAGCUUUUGGCACGUCUAUUCUUCCGUUACGCUUACUGGUUCGUUAACAAUCCCAGGAAGCUUGUCCUUCUCAACCAGGCAUGCCGCUCUCAGAGCAUUUGUCGAAGACUGGUCAGAAUGAUCUUACAUACGAGUCCGCCAAUGGGGGACAUGAAAGCCCCACCGGCUAUGGUCCGGUGGUUUGCAUCGUACCUUAAACUCGUGGUCCCCAAUAGAGGGGGACGUGUGAUGCAAGCUUUGGCUCCGCUGGUGGCGGAGACCCUAGCAUCCUCCUUACACCACGAAUUUCCGGCUGCAUCACAGCCUUCGAGCGAAGGUGACCAGAAGGAACCGGCAACGCCUUUACCUCGUCAAAGGCAGUCGGUUGCCCUUCGUCUGCGCAAGUUAUUCAACUUAUGGAGGCGCAGGAGACAACGUAGAGAAAGGAACCAGAAUUUGGAGUGA